GCUGACCGGGUCUUCCGCUGUCAAGCGACACAUGACAUCGGGAAAGCGCUGUGUGCAGUUUAGGGCUGUUUUCGCUGCUGUUCAUAUUUAAAGGCAUCUGUUUUCCACAACAUUUCAACCUUGUAAAAAUCUAGAGAGCGUUUUCGCGGAUACGACUUGGCCGUCCAGUAAUUUGCUGCGAAGAUGAGUCUUUACAGACAUAUUCGACUGUUGCACUGUACCCUGAUCUGCGUCACUUUAUUGUUCAGUAGCUCGGUAGUUCUUGCAAAGUCUCGAAGACCGAAUAUAGUUUUAAUCUUGACCGAUGACUUGGAUGUUGCAAUCGGGGGCAUGAUUCCACUCAGUAAGCUGAAAAAGUUGAUUGGGGAUGCAGGGAUAUCCUUUACCAAUGCUUUCGUGGCCAGUCCUCUCUGCUGUCCCAGCCGCGCCAGCAUCCUAACGGGGAAGUACCCUCACAACCACCAUGUGAUCAACAACACCCUGGAGGGCAACUGCAGCAGCCGGGCCUGGCAGAAGAGCCAGGAGCCGACGGCGUUCCCCGCCCUGCUGCAGAAGUACGCUGGCUACCAGACCUUCUUUGCUGGGAAGUACCUGAAUGAGUAUGGGACAGCAGAAGCUGGUGGUGUGGAACACGUGCCACCGGGCUGGGAUUACUGGUUUGCCCUGGAGAAAAACUCUAAGUACUAUAACUACACUCUGUCGGUGAACGGCAGACCACAGAAGCAUGGGCAUAACUACAGUGAGGACUACCUGACUGAUGUGUUGGCCAAUGCCUCUCUGGAGUUCCUCCAGUACAAGUCCAACUAUAAGCCCUUCUUCAUGAUGAUCUCCACGCCUGCCCCACACUCUCCAUGGACUGCCGCUCCACAAUACGAGAGCAGCUUCCCCAACGUGAAAGCCCCACGGGACCCCAGCUUCAACGUGCAUGGCAAGGACAAACACUGGCUGAUAAGACAAGCGAAGACACCCAUGACAAAUUCCUCUCUGCAGUUCCUGGAUGAGGCUUUUCGGAAAAGGUGGCAGACUCUACUGUCCGUUGAUGACCUGAUAGAGAAAGUGGUAAAGAAGCUGGAGAUGCACGGUGACCUAAACAACACCUACAUCAUGUUCACCUCGGACAAUGGCUACCACACAGGCCAGUUCUCGCUGCCAGUGGACAAGCGACAACUGUAUGAGUUUGAUAUCAGAGUGCCCCUGCUGGUCAGAGGCCCGAACAUCAAGCCCAAUCAGACCUGCCAGAUCCUGGUGGCCAAUGUAGACUUGGGGCCAACCAUACUGGACAUUGCAGGGUACAGUGUCAACCAGACCCAGAUGGAUGGCAUGUCUUUCCUACCACUCUUGAACGGUCAAGGGCAGAACUUCACCUGGAGGACGGAUAUCCUUGUGGAAUACGAGGGCGAGGGAAGCAAUGUGUCGGAUCCCGCCUGUCCGCUCCUCGGUCCCGGAGUCUCUGAGUGCUUCCCAGACUGUGUGUGUGAGGAUUCGUACAACAACACUUAUGCCUGCGUGCGCACCGUCUCCCCCUCUGCCAACCUGCAGUACUGCGAGUUUGACGACAACGAGGUGUUUGUGGAGGUGUACAACCUGACGGCCGACCCCUUCGAGCUGACUAACAUCGCCAAGAGCAUUGACCAGGAGGUUCUGGAGAAGAUGAACCACCGGCUGAUGAUGUUGCAGUCCUGCUCAGGGGCCUCCUGCCGUAUGCCGGGAGUCUAUGAUUCAGGGUACAAGUUCGACCCGCGGCUGAUGUUUAACAGCCACGGCCCACGUAUCAGUAGACUGCGGCAGACAUUGAAGUAAGAGGAGGAGGAAGGAGAACGGCUCAGCCAGCCUCUCCUGUUGCCCUGUGGAGCCCUGUGCAGCCUCUCACUUACCCACCAAGGCUGAAGUCUAAUCUGCAGGCAAUGGGAGUCCGUUAGUCAGGCAUGAUCUGUCACUUCAGCUACUUUAAACAGCUGGGUUGCCUUUGUGUUAUUGUUUUUCUUUCCUCUCCAAAGCCCUUCACAGCUGCCCCAAAAACAGAUAUACUGUAGGUAGGCACUGAUUUGUCAGUGGUUUUAUUUAGCGGUACUGCAGCACUUCGGUUUGUACAAUUUUAAUCAUCUUCUUUGAUGAAGUGUGUCGUAGAUGUGGAGAUCAGAAGAGGUUCUACACAGCUGUGGAGACAAUUUAAUGGUUACUAACAAGUUGCCAUUGUACUCUAACACUAAACCUUCACAUUUGUGGAUUUAUCUAUUUAUGGGUAAGUUUAUUAAAUGUUGACCAUUGAGAUCUAUUGCGGUAGAGGGAUCGGCAUUUUUGCUAUAGGGAAAUAUUUUGUAAAAUGACACUAACAGUUUUUUUUUUUACUGAAAUAUGAUAAUGGUAGUAGAUAUUUCACGUGGUUUGACCUGCACUUUGGUUGAAAGGCACAGAGAGAAGAGUGUGAUGAUAGCUUUGUAUGGUAAUAUAAAACUGCAUUCCGGUAUGCAACUCCUGUUUAACAAUAGUUACCCUCAUGUGCCCUCCCACACAUACCACUUGUAAGCUUUUCCGUGGGAAUGUGGCAGCAGAAGUUGGGCCGUGUCUACUUCACGGUGGCACUGAAAGUGGUUUCUGGAUGCCUGUUCCCAUUGCUGGGGAGUCUUUCACUGCGUAACGCAGUUUCACCUCGUAACAGAAUUUACAGCCAGCUGAAUCACCUUCCUGGCUAAAAGGGAUUCCAGGAAUAAACUGUGAAUUUAAAGAAUGUAAUGGUCAAUGCAGUGAGUGAUGUCCCAGGGGUGUAGCAUUUUAUCCAAAUAGGGGAGGAACAGCGGGUCUUGCAUGUGCUUCCCCCCCCUCCCCCGCACACCCCAGGUCUGUUACAUCUCUUAGAUCAUUUUGGUUGUUUUCCUGUUAUUUUGUAAUGCAUUAUACCCUGAAAAUGACAAAGGAUUUAAAGGGAGUUUGCUUCAGUCACUCCAAUUUUCUGUGCUUAGAUUUUUUUUUCCAAGUCUCCUAUAGGUCGAUUUUAGGACUGUAAGAAGUAACUUAUUCUGUGGUCUACAACUGCUGGGUCAGUUUCAUUAGAGCUGAACGUGGAGCUCACUGCUCAAACUCAUCUCUUUCUGAUGCUCAAAUAGCAGGAAUUACAGCAAGGGAAAGCACUGAGAAUAAUAUGGAAUCUGACUUGGUUUUGUACACGUAGUAUUUAUGAUCGUUUAUACACAUAAACCAUCACGGAUGCACUUUUGAAUCUGUCAAGAUGCUAUGACUUGCCAGUGUGUGUUUUUUUCCCCGCAUUUACAGCAGUGGUGGUUUUGUUACUGGGUAACUAUUGGUCUCAUUUGCCUGUUUUGCUCAAUAAAGGCUUUUUAAAAUGG
Molecule: messenger RNA, 3344 nt
Organism: Brienomyrus brachyistius
Lineage: Eukaryota; Metazoa; Chordata; Actinopteri; Osteoglossiformes; Mormyridae
Gene: gnsa
Product: glucosamine (N-acetyl)-6-sulfatase a
Exons: 14
Coding region: 184-1800 (538 amino acids)
Biological process (GO): glycosaminoglycan metabolic process
Molecular function (GO): N-acetylglucosamine-6-sulfatase activity; glycosaminoglycan binding
Source: RefSeq, a predicted model, not a curated record